Eufriesea mexicana is the source of this 1037-nucleotide messenger RNA. Its product is annotated as actin-binding Rho-activating protein. Gene Ontology annotation, biological process: positive regulation of transcription by RNA polymerase II; positive regulation of Rho protein signal transduction. The record is from RefSeq and is a predicted model, not a curated record. Gene Ontology annotation, molecular function: actin binding. The transcript has 4 exons. Bases 249 to 755 code for a protein of 168 amino acids. Lineage: Eukaryota; Metazoa; Arthropoda; Insecta; Hymenoptera; Apidae. Gene Ontology annotation, cellular component: sarcomere.
AAAGACGCGCGGCGUCGCGACGCUGCAUUCGCAUACGAGAGACGUCGCGAGAAGAGUCCGCAGACCAGAGAGACCGGUCACAGGCCAUUUCCCGUCCAUUGUGUUUUUCCUUUCAUCCCACCGUACAGUAUUAAACACAGCCUAGUCCACCUUUCGUCCGAUUCUAUCUCCUCGCCUAAUCGCUUCCGCUUCGUCUUCCAUUUUUAUUUUACCUCGUCGUGCAUUCGAGCAGAGUUGACGGCGAAACCAUGUCUUCGGUGAUGUUUGAAUCCCUCAGCGACAAAGUGGCGAUGUUCGACCAAUACGCGAACAAGCACAAAGACAAGCAGAACAAGAACCCGUUCACGUCUGGCCUGAAUCUCGAGAAACGGACAUUCUCGAAGGAAGAAUAUGGAAGACCGGAAGCUGGCUCUUUGACAGACAUCCGUGGUCGCAAAGCCACGGCGCACAUUCUGAAAGAGGUGCUCGAACUCUGCGAGAUCAUUCAUCAAGAGGGCACACCGUGUCGGGACCAACCAGAGGUCAUCGCGAUCACGUUUGGCGAUUUAUUCAACAUUUACACCCACAUCAGCGACAAAUGCGUGGGUCUUCUGCUGAGAGCCAGGAAACAGAAGCUCGUGGAGUUCGAGGGAGAAGUACUGUUUCAGAGACGAGACGAUGACGUGCCAAUCUAUUUGGUGAAGCCAAUCAGGGAAAUCCGCGAAUCGUUCAAUCUACGGCUAAAAGAAAUCGCGAAGGAGAUGUCGAUAAGUUAACGAUCACCUUCCUCUCCCAAUGUUUCCGUUCUUCGACAAAUAAUUCCACGUUGAAGAGUCCCCGAUUCAACACGUUAUCCUGUAUUUAUUUACAACGCAGCCGUAGAAGCUCCGCGAACGACCAUUGUAUAGUUUGUAAGUUUUAUCCGACGUGUAAGUGAAACGAGUGAGUGAGGCUGAACCUGAAGAAUGAGCUGAUAUAGAUGGGCAAACGAAAGGACAAAUAUGUACAAUGUGAUAUUUCCAUAGAAUUAUUAGAAAUAAAGAAACUUUUAUAACAAA